Didymosphaeria variabile is the source of this 777-nucleotide messenger RNA. RefSeq lists its product as uncharacterized. NCBI's taxonomy places the organism in Eukaryota, Fungi, Ascomycota, Dothideomycetes, Pleosporales, Didymosphaeriaceae. The record is from RefSeq and is a predicted model, not a curated record. The transcript has 2 exons. Bases 1 to 777 code for a protein of 258 amino acids.
AUGGUUACUGGUGACGCUGUGGCUCAGGAAUUCCAGGAGAUCCUUAAAGCACAGCUGCUUCUGGGAUGCACACCCCGUCCGAAGGUCGCAGUUGUGUCCGUGAUCAAAGACUCAUGGAGUUACCCGAGUGGUGAUAAGGAUUUCGACGACGCAAUGUUGUAUCCGGAGAGAUUCGGCAAUGAGCGCGCCGACGACUUCUGUUUGUGUCGUUACGUCUUCGGCACUACAACAGAGUGUCCUUAUGGCAAAGCCUGUCAGUGUCAGCACCGCCCGCUCUCUGAGGAGCAGAUUCAACAAAUUCGGACGAAUCAAGAGACACCCAGGGCUAGGCCGAGGUUGUUUUUGUCACGCGUUUAUAAAAAUUGGUCGAGCCCGCACCCUCCUGUGGUGUCCAUGCACGAUAGGUUGUACUUGAAAGAUCUCGAUGGUGGAGAGAACAAGAUCGCCUCUCAAGGUGAACAGCAGAAGACCGCCCCUGAGGGUGGAUAUGAGAAGACCGCCCCCGAGGGUGGAGAGAACAGGACCGCCUCUGAUGGUGGAGAGAAUAGGACCGCCUCUGAUGGUGGAGAGAACAGGACCGCCUCUGAUGGUGGAGAGAAUAGGACCGCCUCUGAUGGUGGAGAGAAUAGGACCGCCUCUGAUGGUGGAGAGAAUAGGACCGCCUCUGAUGGUGGAGAGAAUAGGACCGCCUCUGAUGGUGGAGAGAAUAGGACCGCCUCUGAUGGUGGAGAGAAUAGGACCGCCCCCCAAGGGUGGAGAGAACAGGACCGCCUCUAA